Molecule: messenger RNA, 183 nt
Organism: Diaporthe batatas
Lineage: Eukaryota; Fungi; Ascomycota; Sordariomycetes; Diaporthales; Diaporthaceae
Exons: 4
Coding region: 1-183 (60 amino acids)
Biological process (GO): mitochondrial electron transport, cytochrome c to oxygen
Source: RefSeq, a predicted model, not a curated record
AUGGCCGUCAAACCAAUUGUUGGCAUUCUUCGCCGAAACCUCAUCCUCGACCUGGGUAUCGCACUUGGUCUCGGAUUUGCCAUGGGCAACGUCUACUGGCACGGCUUCCACAUGCCCCGCACCAAUGCCCGCGACGACUACUACAAGAAGCUCGAGGACGAGCGCGCAUCUCGCCAGGGUUAA